Molecule: messenger RNA, 1689 nt
Organism: Leishmania major strain Friedlin
Lineage: Eukaryota; Euglenozoa; Kinetoplastea; Trypanosomatida; Trypanosomatidae
Exons: 1
Coding region: 1-1689 (562 amino acids)
Source: RefSeq, a predicted model, not a curated record
AUGCGAGCCUACAUCGAUAGCAUCUGCAACCGCAAACCACCGUCCAAGGCGCCGCAGGUGCGGCCCACGAAGAGUGCGCUGCUGCUCCUGUCUCACCAGCAAGCGAAGAGGCGACAACUCGGUGAAUCUCAAGCAGACGGCUCCAUUUCUACGUUGAAGCACCCGCAUCCGCAACCGCGUGCGGCAGCUGCCAAGUGGCCCCUGAAAACCACUCCCUCGCUGGGGCCACCACCCCGCCCUCUUGCAUGUCGCUCUCCGUCGCCACUGGCACAUGAUGUGCUCGCUCGCACACCGCCCGCUUCCUCUGUGGAGGCGGCGGAGUCACCGUGGCACCCCCUUUUUACCUCCGCUUCACAGUUGCCGGCGACAUCACCGCGGCAGCAGCAGCGGCCGGCACACCGCGCAUCGGAGGAGGAGAGCGAAGCAGGUGUUCGAGAGGAAUACUGGCCCACGUUGGCUCGCUCAUUGGAGGCCGGCAAGGACACGUCCGUCGCGGUAGCGGCGUACGGUGACCGCAGGUUGUACGACGGCACCGCGGAGGGUGGCGAAGGCGGACACCGAAAAGCCUACGUAAUGCACGCCUCGGCGGCAGAGAGGGGUAGCUGUGCGACAUCGUCGCCCACUCGCACGUGUCGGUCUGCAUGGACUCCGUGGCAUCCCCCGCCGCAUGGAGCGCAUCAAGAUCUAGUUCGGAGCGAUGCUGCUUCGCCGUUCCAGACUAAUUUCCGCCUGCGGUAUCCUUCCUCGUCAUCGUGCACCUCUCCUGCGCCACACGCGCGCUCUGAGAUGGAGCCGCCGCGCGUACCGCGUGCAUCUUCAGCGCGUCCAUCGAUGACAAGCGACACGCGUAGCGACAGCAAUCUUGCGGCUCUUUCUCACCAGUGCCCCACCUCCCCGGCAUGGGCGGUCGAUCUGAACGAGCCUCCUCGACGGUGCCACCCGGUCUCGGCACCUCAGCAGCAGCUGCUGGCAAGAGUGCACGCGAGGCGCGAGAGCUACUCCAGUAGCGCUCACUGCACGACCGAUGCUGAUGUCAUCGCUAACACGCAGCACCGGCCAGACUCUCCGCCGUGUCGCCCGUCACUGUCGUCGCUCUUCUCCUCGGGUUUCUUCAGCCGGGGGCCUGAGGCGGCCAUGCACCGCCGUGCUGAGCGUUACUCGACAGUAGCACACCGAGCCGGGAACCCCUGCACGCGUUUUCUUGCCACGGCGCAGAGCGCCGCCUCUUCGCUUACGAAGGAGUCCCAGCAAGCGAGCCAACCGCGACCCGGCGCAGAUUAUCGCUGCCGUGACGUGAACAACUGCAGUCUGCGCGACUUGCAAGAGGGACUGUGCACUCGUCUGCAGAGACGUCUGCACGACCUCGAGCCCUCGCACUCGAGUAGCACCUCGCCAAUGGACUGGAAAGCUGCUGCGGGAAGCACUAAGUCAACGCCUCUGCUCGCUGACAUGGAUGCGACGCUGCGCCUCUGGCGUGAUACGCGGCGGGCGCUCCGGCAGCAGGUGAUGCAUCGCAGCGCCAUUCACGAUGUGCAGCGCAGCACCCCACUGAAAGGGCAAUGGCCCAAUGUCGAGGAGGAUAUAGUGCUGGACGGCGUUGUGCGCCGUAUCCUCGCGGAGCGGGCCGCCUCGCGUGCAUACCUACUUGCGGGUGCCGCUGCUGCGAACAGGGAGGCGCGCACUCCAUGA